Messenger RNA from Thamnophis sirtalis, 1951 nucleotides. It is a transcript of the gene ZNRF1, whose product is annotated as zinc and ring finger 1. Gene Ontology annotation, biological process: protein K48-linked ubiquitination; proteasome-mediated ubiquitin-dependent protein catabolic process. The record is from RefSeq and is a predicted model, not a curated record. Gene Ontology annotation, molecular function: ubiquitin protein ligase activity. NCBI's taxonomy places the organism in Eukaryota, Metazoa, Chordata, Lepidosauria, Squamata, Natricidae. Gene Ontology annotation, cellular component: membrane; intracellular membrane-bounded organelle; cytoplasm.
AUGGGGGGCAAGCAGAGCACGGCGGGCGCCACGGCGGCGGGGCGCUCGCGCGGAGGCGGCGGCGGCGGCGGAGGCCCCGUGGCCAGCGACGACAGCGCGGUGCCGCCGCCCGGGGGAGCCCCGCACUUCGGGCACUACCGCGGCGGAGGCAGCGGCGGCGGAGGAGGCGGCAGCAGCAGCGGAGGAAGCGGCGGCGGGAGCUCGGCGAUGGGGCUGCGCAGCCGUUCCGUCAGCUCCGUGGCCGGCGUGGGCGUGGGGAUGGGCGGCGUGGAGCCGGCUGGCGCCGGCAGCGUCCCCUUCGGCCUGUACGCGGCGGCGGCAGCGGCCGGCACCGGCACGACCACCCCGGCCACCCCCACGGCGGCGGCUUCCUCGGGCGACUCGGAGCGGGAUGCAGGCGGCGGGUCGGGCGCGGACUCCGCCCCCUACGGCCAUGGCAACGGUUACCAGGAGACGGGAGGCGGUCACCACAGAGACGGGAUGCUGUACCUGGGCUCCAGGGCCUCGCUGGCCGAUGCUCUACCUCUCCACCUCGGACCCCGGUGGUUCAGUUCGCACAGCGGUUUCAAGUGCCCCGUUUGCUCCAAAUCAGUGGCUUCCGAUGAAAUGGAAAUGCACUUUAUCAUGUGUCUGAGCAAGCCCCGUCUGUCCUACAACGACGACGUGCUCACCAAGGAUUCCGGCGAAUGUGUCAUUUGCCUAGAGGAACUCCUACAAGGAGACACGAUAGCCCGGCUGCCCUGCCUCUGCAUUUAUCACAAGAGCUGUAUAGAUUCCUGGUUUGAAGUCAACAGAUCCUGCCCAGAACACCCGUCAGAUUGACCGCAGGAUCCCACCCGGACUUCUUUCCAGGUCAUCUCACCAUCCACCCUUCUUCCACACACCCACUCCCAACUUCCUCUAAACCAGCUCUGGGACAGCCCCUCCCCAAAGGCAGCCUGGGCCUUUUAGUGUUCAGUUCUGGACUUCAGAGGCAGGGAAGACCCCGCAACAAGCAACUGUCGCUCCACGAGGCCAUACUUGGGGUACCGUCCUGCGGUCCAGGCAGGGGGGCGAAGAAGAGGGCCUGGGGCAGGAGCCAGAGGCCGUGGGCCCCGCCACCCCACAGCAACGCCAUAAUGUUUGUUUGGACUAGAGCCAGCCACGAGCAAAAUGGAUCAAGGACUCUUCCUUCCUGCCCACACGCAGGGGGGGGGGGAGGUGGUAGUUUACCCCUCCCUUUUUAUUUUCUUGGAACAACAAGGCCAUUUCCCCCCCUCCCCUCCUGCCUCCCCCCCACUCUCCCCAGCCUGGAGGAGGAGGAGAAUCAGGUGUUUUUUGUGGCAUUUUUCUGAAGGUGUUGUAAGUUUUCCUUUUCAAAUGUUUACAAAACAGCCACGUCGUGUCAACCAGCGUGCCAGGUGAUGUUUAUAAGGCUGCAUUCUCGGGCAGGUGGGGAGCAGAACUUCCAAGACCUUUUUUCUUUUCUCCUCCAUCAACAAACACCCCCCCCCCCCAAUUGCCAAAAGUCCUUUACUCACACUCCCCUCUCGACCUCCGUGCUGGCUUCAGGGGCUGUUGCAAGUCUCCUGCAACAAGAUCAGUUUUCGGCCCUUUGUGGAGCGCAGGACUGGCCUUUUUCUUAAAGCAACACAAACAGAGGAUACGACACCCACCCACCCACACAGACACACUCCUGCCCUGCCAGUCCACAAUUGAGCACGAAGCAAAGCCUGGCUGAGCCACAGGGUUGGGGAAUUGGGGUGGGGGAACCUCUGAUGGACGGUUUUGACCCGCAAGGGAAAAAAAAAGUAUCUGUAUUUAUAUAGGAAAAAAACAAAAAAAAGAAAACUUUAAAAAUGACAAAAAGGAAAAAAAAAAUCAAAGCUUGGGAAGGUCAAACUUCCCCUAUUAGUCAAGUGUUUUGAUAUGGUAUUCAAUAAUGCUCAAUAAAAUAGUCACUGUUAUUUUA